This is a messenger RNA of Aureobasidium namibiae CBS 147.97, 1326 nucleotides long. RefSeq lists its product as uncharacterized. The transcript has a single exon. Gene Ontology annotation, molecular function: transcription cis-regulatory region binding; DNA-binding transcription factor activity. Gene Ontology annotation, cellular component: nucleus. The record is from RefSeq and is a predicted model, not a curated record. Gene Ontology annotation, biological process: positive regulation of transcription by RNA polymerase II. Lineage: Eukaryota; Fungi; Ascomycota; Dothideomycetes; Dothideales; Saccotheciaceae. The coding region runs from base 1 to 1326 and encodes 441 amino acids.
AUGGACGUCUUUGGCUACGAUCACGGUCUUCCUGAUCUUGAUCUUCCAAAGAACAACGACUGUGAUGCGCUUGGACAGAAUAACAAUGUCCAAAUCGACUCGCCGCAACAAUGCUCGUCCGACUUUUACUACUCGGCGCCUGUGCCGGUCACGAUACCAACAUUCCUGAGGCCUGUCCCUAGUGUUCUGCUGGAGAACCCAAUGAACUUGCUUUAUUACCAUUAUUUCAUCAACUACACAGCCAACGUUCUGGUAACUCACCAGUGUCCUUCCAAUCCUUUCUCGACAAUUCUGCCACAGCUCGCCCUCAAGGACGACAAUUUGUUGCGGCUUCUGUUGGCAUAUGCAGCUUGCCACAGAGCUCGACUUUUGCGACAUGCUGAACCCAAGAAUCGCAUCGCAACAUGGGUCACGCCCGUCUUCCCGUCCUUGCGUGGAGCGCUGUCAGGGAAUGAACAGAUCUCAGACUCGGCUUUCGGGUCCUGCGUCAUGCUGGCAUCUCUCACUCAAUCAUAUCCUCUGGCCUUCGACUUGCCCAUUUCCUGGCAGGAGCAUCUCAGCUUGGCACGACGCUUGUACGGUCUUCGACUCAGUCAAGACAACAUUCAACGAACCAGUGCAACAUUCUUCUUUGGCAGGUGGUUUGCAUAUCUGGAUACCUUCGGAAGUGCGAGCAGCGACACCUACCAAGGUGCCUGGUACGAGUGGUCACGCGAGCUCAAACUGGCAGAAGACACCCCUGAACUGCAAUGUCUGGCCGGCUUCACCACCAAAUCAUUGGUUCUGCUUUCGAGGACUGCAGAACUCGCAAAACGCUGUGACUACGAGCGUCGCUUGCAUGGAGAGCCCUCAGUACACACGAUAACCGUGUCUCAGCAGUUGAGGAUGAAUCUCGAACUCUUUACGUUGGAAGUCAACCAUACGCGCUAUGACUGCGCAUGCUCGGAAUCUUCUACAUCCUCUACGGAGGUCUACCGCGCGGUCAAUGCCGCAAUAACUCACGCUUCGCUGAUCUACCUGCACCGCCGUGUCUACAUGCUUCCAUCUGAAUCGCGACUAGUUCAGUUCUCGGUCAACGCUAUUUUGGACGCCUUCAACGAGCUGAAAGGAUAUAACGCAUUCGACACUCCGGAUAUCAUUCUACCUCUUUUCCUUGCUGGCUGCGAGGCAAGGGAUCCUGGGAAAGCUGUUGAUGUGUUACAACGUCUGCAGAGUAUCGAGAAUGCUGGCAUGGGACAGGUUGUUCGUGUCAAGGCUUUGCUACAAGAAUGCUGGGAUACCAACAGGGACUGGACUGAACUCAAGCACAAUGUGCUCCUUGGCUGA